Messenger RNA from Ostertagia ostertagi, 729 nucleotides. The record is from the annotation of a GenBank genome assembly. Lineage: Eukaryota; Metazoa; Nematoda; Chromadorea; Rhabditida; Trichostrongylidae.
AUGCCUCAAUCCAGUAUUAGGUUGCUAUUACUUGUUAUACUGCUGCUCGUCGCUAAUGCCGUCGACGGGGAUAUCCCCACUGGGCACUCUAUUGCUGAAGUCGAUGGAGUUCACCAUCUACUCUACCAAGGCGACAUUGUAUUGACAGCUGAACAAACGAAACAGAUGGUUACGGCCACAGACAGUGGGAAUCGCGUUGUUAGACAUCAGAUAAAACGUCAGGCCAUGGCAUGGAAGGAAUGGCCAUCAAAACUUUGGAAACAAGGAGUGAACUACUAUUUCGACUCAACCAAAUAUUCAGACCAGUUCUUGUAUGACGAUGUUAGCGAUGCAUUUAGAAAAGGAGCAAAAUUAUGGGAAAGUAAUACCUGUAUCAAUUUCACGGAAAAUCCUACGGCCAAAGACCGAAUAAAGGUGUAUCCGGGACAAGGAUGUCAUUCCUCUGUCGGCAGAGACGGCGGCGAGCAGUUGAUGUCGAUGGGAUAUGGUUGCACAUAUACAUACAUUACAGCUCACGAAAUCGGUCACGCCCUUGGAUUCGUUCAUACCCUUGCGCGUCAUGACCGUGACGACUUUAUCAAGAUCAACAAGGAAGCUAUUUCGAAUAAUAUGGAAGGCGAUUUCUAUAAAUUGGGACCAGACGCAAAUGAGAACUUUGGGUUGCCGUAUGACUAUGGUGACAUUAUGCAUUAUCCCGCAGACUAUACAACGUUCAACGGAGCACCGGCA